AUGGAUAGCAGAUUAUUUGAAGCAGCUAUUGUAGGCAACAUUCAUGCAUUACAUGAACUGCUCGAUGAAAAUCCAUUGAUCCUCGCCGAUUCCGCACUCAUUUCUCUGGUACUGCUCGGAAGGAAAGAUGUCACAGCUUCUGGAGAAACUGCACUUCAUCUAGCCGUAAAGUACAACAAGUUUGACGCCUUUAGAAAGUUGAUGGAAUGGCUGGAAUUUCUUGAUUUGGAAGCGCUUGUGAAUUGUGGUGAUGAAGAUGGGAACACAGUCCUCCACCUUGCAGUCUCUAAAAAACAAUGUGAGUAUGUUCAGCUGCUGCUUAGUUGCAAUAGCAAUAUUGCCAACAAAUUGGAAGUAAACGCGAUAAACAAAAGGGGUUUGACGGCAAUGGAUAUCAUGGAAAAUUUGAUAGUAGAUAAUCCAAGUGAUAUCCGUUUACGUGAAACCCUUCAGCGUGCUGCAGCUUCAACGACCACAUCUCCACCGACAGCUUCUGCUCAGAAUGUUGCAGUAAAUGUUGCCAACAAUCUGGAGCCUGACCGUUCACCGACAGCUCAAGCUGCAAAGGAUUGGAUCAAAUAUUUCCGUUAUCAGCAUGAGAGAGACUCACCAAGUGAUACCCGCAAUGUUCUGCUGGUUGUGGCCGCACUCAUUGCAACCGUCACCUUUCAAGCAGGAGUCAACCCUCCAAAUGGCUUUACUAAAAAUAACACUGAAAAUAGUACUACUAUUAUUGCAUCUCCUCCUCCUCCUCCAUUACAUCCUGAUAAGGGAGCACCGGCACCAAGUAUGUCGCCGGUAACAACUGUGGGUUUAGGUGUACUCGUUGCAAAUCUAGGCAGCACCCAGACUGCAACAGAGUUUUUCUUAUUUGGGAAUUCAUUGGGUCUUGCUUCAUCAAUUUGUGUCAUAAUCUACCUCACAUCUGGAUUUCCUUUCCAAAGAGAGCUUCACAUAUGUAUGUAUUCCAUGUUAUUUGCUUAUGGCUGGUCAAUACAAGAUAUUGAUUCAAAGAACAAGACCAUACGGCAUAUCCUUAUGGGGUCUGCAUUUGCAUUACCUUUCUUGUUAAGAUGGCUGCCAAGGUGGGCUAAAACAAUAUGGAGGUGGUACAACAAGAAGACAUUAGAGCAACCUCAUGCAUAA
Messenger RNA from Ziziphus jujuba (common jujube), 1146 nucleotides. Its product is annotated as ankyrin repeat-containing protein ITN1-like. NCBI's taxonomy places the organism in Eukaryota, Viridiplantae, Streptophyta, Magnoliopsida, Rosales, Rhamnaceae. Gene Ontology annotation, molecular function: protein phosphatase regulator activity; protein phosphatase 1 binding. The transcript is spliced from 3 exons. The coding region runs from base 1 to 1146 and encodes 381 amino acids. Gene Ontology annotation, cellular component: plasma membrane. The record is from RefSeq and is a predicted model, not a curated record.